AUGUUGGUCAACCGGCUCCGCGGUCGCUGCAGUCCCAGCCUUUGUGCCCCAUGGGCGCGCAGCUACGUCAAGAGGUCUCCGUUCACGGCGAGAGCGGCGUCCUCUGCGCCGCAGAAAGUUGAUCCAGAAGAAAAGAAGACUGCAACACUUCCGCAGCUGUGGAAGAUUCUCCGUCCUGAACGCGGCAGGUUACAGCUGGCAUUGGGAGCUUUGUGUGCAUCUUCUUCUGUGAACUUGUCAUACCCGUACCUCAUGGGCCAUCUCGUUGAUCUCUUCGGCGAGGGCGAUGGCGGACUUCAGUUCGUCAUGGAGCAUACUUGGCUCUGCGGGCUGGUGGUGGUGGCUGGGGGCUGCGCCACUUUUUGCAGGCUCUAUCUCAUUGAGACCGCCAUUGAGCGAAUCGCCUUCCGCCUGCGGCGGGAGUUCUUCGCAGCACUGAUUCAGCGGCCAAUCUCGUUUUUCGAUAACAAUAAGACUGGGGAGCUGGUGAAUCGCCUUGGGAAUGACAUCACGAUGACAAGCCGAGUCCUGAUUGACGCUUCUGCUGGCAUCAGAAGCUCCAUCACUGCCGUUGUUGGCACCUGCAUGAUUUUCCAGCUAGCGCCAAGCGAGAUGAUUGCCGGGCUGCUGGCUCCAGUGGCCACGCUUUUCAUCGUUGGCGUGGGCUACGGCCGCGUGGUGCGCCGCAUUGCCGAGCGGCGCCAGCAGCGGCUGGCCGAGUCCGUGCAGAGGGCGGAGGAAAGGCUCGGCGGAAUUCGGACGGUCCGAACCUUCAACGCGGAGAAAAGCGAAGUGGAAAGCUUUGAGAAGCUGCUGGAUGCUGUGUAUCAAGCGGGUUGGCAAAAUGCCCUGGCUUGGGGUGGAUUGUCCUCUUUCUUCGUGACAGGAGGAGGCUUGUUUCUAAUCCACAUCAUCUACAAUUGCGGGGUGAUGGUCACAAGUGGCGUAGUCAGCGUUGGCACCACCGUGAGCCUGGCAAUGUACUGCUUCAUGGCCGGAUCUUCUUACACUGGCAUCAUGACAGCCUACGGAGAUAUCCAGAAAUGCCUGGGUUCCUCUCAGCGUGUUUUGGAGAUCCUGGGCACCACAGAUGCACAUUCUCCUAUGUCCGCAGCCGUGCCUGCGGUCUCCUCGCUGAAGCCGUUGGCGGUGAGUCUGCAAGAUGUUAGCUUCGCUUAUCCGACGAGGGACUCGCCGGUGCUACAGGGGCUGAAUCUGGAUAUUCCCGCCGGAUCCAGGGUGGCCUUGCUGGGACGGAGCGGCUCAGGCAAGUCUACCGUCGCCCUGCUGCUGGCAGGACUCUACCAGCCCUCUACGGGCAAAGUGCUGGUAGAUGGUGAAGACAUGUUUGCUGACGAAGCCAGAACCGCCUGGGUGCGCUCCCAGUUAGGUUUCAUCAGCCAAGAGCCUAUUCUAUUUGCAUUGACCAUCAAAGAGAACGUGGAGUAUGGCUUACAGGAGGUCGACGGCCGGGAUGAGCGCAUCAAAGAGGCAACGGCCGCAGCCAACGUCGAUGACUUCGCCAAUCAUCUCCCUCUUGGCCUCGAUACCCCAUCAGGGGAGAGAGGUCAGGCAUUGAGCGGGGGCCAAAAGCAGCGUGUAUGCAUCGCCCGGGCAUUGGCGCGCAAGCCGAGAAUGCUGGUCUUCGAUGAGGCAACAUCUGCCCUAGACCUCAGGUCCGAGCGCUUGGUACAUGAGUCGCUGAAGCAAAUCUUAGCUGCGGGGAAGUGCACCUGUUUGGUCAUCACCCACAGGAUGAGUGCGCUACAAUGGUGUGACCGAGUUGCAGUGGUCCAUGAAGGCCGUGUGGUGCAGUAUGGUGAGAAAGAUGAGGUAUUGGCGAAUCCGAGUGAUGCUUUGCAAAGUAUUCUGAGAAACGAUCAGGGUGUCACAUUUGAUUUGUAG
This is a messenger RNA of Effrenium voratum, 1905 nucleotides long. Lineage: Eukaryota; Dinophyceae; Suessiales; Symbiodiniaceae. The record is from the annotation of a GenBank genome assembly.